Xenopus tropicalis (tropical clawed frog) is the source of this 2996-nucleotide messenger RNA. RefSeq names its product presenilin associated, rhomboid-like (gene parl). The transcript has 13 exons. NCBI's taxonomy places the organism in Eukaryota, Metazoa, Chordata, Amphibia, Anura, Pipidae. Gene Ontology annotation, molecular function: serine-type endopeptidase activity. The record is from RefSeq and is a predicted model, not a curated record. The coding region runs from base 569 to 1630 and encodes 353 amino acids. Gene Ontology annotation, cellular component: mitochondrial inner membrane; membrane.
UGGGUUCUGCAUUGUGUUACUUUCUCCUGAGGAAGCAUGCCGUGUAGCACGCGAAACGCAUUGAGUUAUUGUUACUGCCUCCAUUACUCCUGAACAGUGUGAAAUCGGGCAAUGACUGCAAUCAAUAUUUGAUCUGGGUUUCUAUGGGCUUUAUCCUACAUACAUCUGGCUCGUGUUCAUUUCAAAGACUGGGGGAAAGGCGUGCUGUUGGAAGAGCUAGGGGAAAGCUGUGCUGUUGAAAGAGAGCUGGGGGGGAAAGGCGUGCUAUUGGAACAGCUAGGGGAAAGCUGUGCUGUUGAAAGAGAGCUGGGGGGGAUGGACGUACUGAGGAAAGGUCUGGUGAAGGGAAGAAUGCUGGCUUAGAGGCUCGUGUUCAUUUCAAAGACUGGGGGAAAGGCGUGCUGUUGGAAGAGCUAGGGGAAAGCUGUGCUGUUGAAAGAGAGCUGGGGGGGAAAGGCGUGCUGUUGGAAGAGCUAGGGGAAAGCCCUGCUGUUGAAAAAGCUGGGACGUGCUGAGGAAAGGACUGGUGAAGGGAAGAAUGCUGGCUUAGAGGUUAUAAACUACCGAAAUGAAUUCAGCUUGUUGGACUGUGAGAGCUUGCAGUGGAAGAAGCUGGUGUCAAGGGCGAAGACAUCUUAUUGAGCAGAGAAAUGGGUUCAAAAAAGCCUCCAAGAAAUCAGAGAGAGGAGAAACUGGGGACCAUGGUGUUUCAGAGGCAAUGAAAAGCAGCUUUACAUCUCCCAUGGCAGAAGCAAUGUCCCCUGCACGUUCCUACCUCGUAAGACAACUCUAUAAGCCAUUCCUCUUCACUCUGGGGUUUUCAGGCUGCUCGUUUGGAGUUGCUGCCAUUUGGCAAUAUGAAACACUAAAAUCUCGGAUGAAGAGUUAUUUGGAUGACAUUCAGGCUGAUUGGUUGGAAAAAUUACGACCCCCAAAACAUGGAGCCUUCAGGAAGCAAGUAAAUGAGUGGUGGAAUAGUCUGAGUGAGGGCCAAAAGACAGUGUCCGGUAUAAUUGUAUUGAAUGGCUUGGUCUUCUGCCUUUGGCGAGUUCCUUCACUCCAACGGACAAUGAUUCGUUAUUUCACAUCAAACCCUGCAUCACGUUCACUCUGCCUUCCCAUGAUUUUUUCCACAUUCAGUCACUUUUCCCUGUUCCACAUGGCAGCCAAUAUGUAUGUGCUAUGGAGCUUCUCCACAAGUAUUGUUUCAAUACUCGGCAAGGAACAGUUUUUGGCUGUUUACUUGUCAGCAGGGACAGUGUCAACGUUCAUCAGUUAUGUUUCUAAGAUUGCAACAGGACGUUUUGGCCCUUCUUUGGGAGCUUCUGGCGCAAUUAUGACCAUCCUUGCUGCAGUAUGCACCAAAAUGCCUGAAGCCAAACUCGCCAUUAUAUUCCUACCCAUGUUUACAUUUACUGCUGGAAAUGCUCUCAAAGCUAUCAUGGCUAUUGAUGCAGCUGGUUUAAUCAUGGGAUGGAGAUUUUUUGAUCAUGCAGCACAUCUUGGUGGGGCUCUUUUUGGAAUAUGGUACGCUUUGUAUGGCAAUGAGCUUAUCUGGAGGAAGAGGGAACCACUUGUGAAAAUGUGGCAUGAAUUUCGGAAUGGUCCUCCAAGGAGUGGAGCACCCUGAUGUCUAUAAAAGUUAAUUUAAGACUAUAAUAUGCAGCUUUAAUUUUGGAAAGGAUGGGGAUUUUAAUUAAAAAGAAAAAACACUGGACACUCUGCAUGUGAUGUAUUAUGUUGUACUUAUUUCACAUAACUGUUGUUCCAUCACUGUAAGUUAUGGAAAUUCUUUUACAUUAGAUACAUCAGCCAUUCACUAAAUCAUAGUGGCAUAUAACAUAAGACAUCUCUUUAAAAUACAAGUGUUUACUAGUUAACAGGUUACCCUUGGUUAGGGUCCCCUCAUUUGCAUCAUACACCAUUUAUUUUGAGAACAGCAACCAAAGCUCCAUGCCAUUAUUUAAUACAAUACUUAUGGUAAGGAAUGUUGCAUUUGGCUUUUUAUGUGCCUAUGUAUUCCAGUUUUUUUAAAAGCACCAAUUUUCACACAAAAAAUCCAUGUAGAGACAGAGUACUGAGAUGGUGAUAGUGAAAGCUAACUAAAAAAAAAUUCUAGAGAAUGUUUCACUGAUUAUAGUUAGUUUGUUUACAUGAGAGAAUUUUUAAGUUCCCCUUUAAACUCCAAAAAUGUGGCCCAGAUCUGAUGAUCAUACAAUACACAACAAUUUCUCCAUGGUAAGGCAACAGCAUAAGCUUGAAGCAGUAGGUGGCAGAUACUAAGCAAGGGUGAAAGUCUAAAGUUCACUUUAUAAUUAACUUUAGGCUUAGCACAGUGGCAUCUUCAAAGGUGUCAGUGAGAGGUAAUAUUUGUUUUGUUUUCUUAUGCAGCUUUAGUUUGGAAUUAAAAUUAGUAAAUGGUUUCUGGGCUCACUGAAUCUAGAAACCAGGUAGUUGAAUUAAAGAAUAAUAGGAAAGUUGUGACAAAAAUAAAAAAUGUAUAACUGUACAAUACAGUCAAUCUGCUGUCUGCUUGGCCAGGUAACUUGCUUGAGUGAUGGAAGUAGAGACAAUUAAAACACAAAAAAAAUUAGCCACUGCAAAGUGUAAUGUGCUAUAACUUGACUUCUCCACUUUAGGAUUUCAGUUCAGAAACCUUAAACUUUAUUGCAUAAUUCAUGUGUUUUGUUGUCUUUUUUUCAAGCUCCCUUUCUGCUUUCUAUGGUCUGAACCAGUAUAACAGGUGUGAAACCUGAUACUUUCAACCUGUUACAGCUUUAUUUUGCUAACAUAUGCCUCAUGCACAAUACAAUAUCGCUUAUAAGUCCAGCAUUUUACAAAUCUAACCAUCCAUAUCUGAUCGCAUAUGGUACAUAAACAUAAGAUACUUGUGGUACAUCUGUAGGACCAUUUCUUAGUACUGGAUAUCUUAAUUGUAAUUCUAAUUUAAUGAGUACCUGACUUUCUGCUUUGUAAAAUAAAUAUUUUUGAUGGCA